UGUUCAUUAAAAUGAACGGCCCACAUUCAAAGCCUUUGACCAUGUCACCUUUAUAAUCCGAAACCCUAGCUCUAGCUGUAGCUCAAUCUCAGUGCGAAGGGAAGCAAAGCGAAAACCUCAACACAGUCACUGCGUCUCUACGAUGGGGGCUUACAAGUAUGUAUCUGAGCUAUGGAGGAAGAAGCAAUCAGAUGUUAUGAGGUUCUUGCAAAGGGUGAGAUGUUGGGAGUACCGCCAGCAUCCUUCCAUUGUACGAGUUACCAGGCCUACACGCCCUGACAAGGCUCGCCGUUUGGGUUACAAGGCUAAGCAGGGUUAUGUGGUUUAUCGAGUGCGAGUUAGGCGGGGUGGUAGAAAGAGGCCAGUGCCCAAGGGUAUUGUCUAUGGCAAGCCCACAAACCAGGGAGUUACUCAACUAAAAUUCCAACGUAGCAAGAGGUCAGUUGCUGAGGAACGUGCAGGCAGGAAGCUGGGAGGUCUUCGAGUUCUGAACUCCUACUGGCUUAAUGAGGACUCCACUUAUAAGUACUAUGAGGUAAUACUAGUUGAUGUUGCUCAUAAUGCUAUCCGGAAUGACCCAAGAAUCAACUGGCUGUGCAAUCCUGUUCACAAGCAUAGGGAGCUACGUGGACUCACCUCUGCAGGCAAGAAAUACAGGGGAUUGCGUGGAAAGGGACACUUGCACCACAAGGCAAGGCCUUCUCGCAGGGCAACAUGGAAGAGAAACAACACCCUCUCCCUCCGUCGUUACCGCUGAGAUUUGUGCUGUGUUGUGUCUUGGCCGGUUUUUUCUGGAUAUUGUCUGGAGGACAUAGAAGUUAUUUUCGAUUUGAAAUUUUGAAGUAGCUGAAUCAUGUUAUCAUUAAAUGAGAUUUGCUAUUAAAUUUGAUAAUUUAUAUCCUGUUUCUGUGGCA
Ziziphus jujuba (common jujube) is the source of this 914-nucleotide messenger RNA. Its product is annotated as large ribosomal subunit protein eL15z. Gene Ontology annotation, cellular component: ribosome; cytosolic large ribosomal subunit. The transcript is spliced from 4 exons. The coding region runs from base 143 to 757 and encodes 204 amino acids. Lineage: Eukaryota; Viridiplantae; Streptophyta; Magnoliopsida; Rosales; Rhamnaceae. Gene Ontology annotation, biological process: cytoplasmic translation. Gene Ontology annotation, molecular function: RNA binding; structural constituent of ribosome. The record is from RefSeq and is a predicted model, not a curated record.